Messenger RNA from Gongylonema pulchrum, 637 nucleotides. NCBI's taxonomy places the organism in Eukaryota, Metazoa, Nematoda, Chromadorea, Rhabditida, Gongylonematidae. The record is from the annotation of a GenBank genome assembly.
GGGCCAUGCAGCAGAAAUUUCAGACAUCAGCAUCUCCGAAGAUAAUACGCUGUUGGCAACGGGCUCUGUGGACCGAUCAGUCAGAGUUUGGUGUUUGCAAACAGCGGCCCCAGUGUGUUUGUUUCGGUCACAUUCCGCCAUAGUUACACUGGUUACAUUUCUGCCAUUUGUUGACGGGACAGUGCGUUAUUUGGCUUCAGCUGGUGGCGAUUGCACUGUUAAUUUCUAUCGCUACUGCUCUGCGGAUCGUGAAUUUGAGUCUGCACCGAUACAGUUUUUUGAGCGCACAACAGCGGGCCCUCGCAUUGUCAGCACAUGUCACAGUCCCGGGGGCAGUUUGGUUGUUUUCGGUGACACUCAUAACAAGCUGAGAAUUUAUCGAAUUAAACGGGACGGAAUUGAGAAAUUAAUCGAUAUCGAUGCACACACGGAUCGCGUUGAUAGUCUGGAAUGGGCACAUAUGGGGUUACGCUUUGCGAGUGGUAGUCGUGAUGGCACUGCAAAAGUAUGGAAAUUUGAGUGCAACAGUUGGAUGCCGAUUGUUUUGCAUCCGAAAGUGAAGUACGUCUUUUUCUCUGUGACUUUUCAUGUUUUCAGCAAGCAAAAAAAUAAUGCAAAAUUAAUUCUCAUGAGUUAA